Cuscuta campestris is the source of this 951-nucleotide messenger RNA. NCBI's taxonomy places the organism in Eukaryota, Viridiplantae, Streptophyta, Magnoliopsida, Solanales, Convolvulaceae. The record is from the annotation of a GenBank genome assembly.
AGAACCUUUGGUUUUUCUCUGAAAAUUUCCGGAUUAGAUAACCAGUUGUUCAAUUAGACCGUUCGAUCUCCACCAUAGAUUCGUAAUCAGUUGAUGGAUUACGUUAUUUCUGUUCUCCGACCAGUGCUGGCUGGAACAGCCACCUUCUCCGUCCCCAUUGCUGCCGUUCAAUCCGGGCCGCCGGCACGACACCGGCCAUGGAGAUUUCCGGAGAGGCGAAAAACAUGCCGGUUAAGAACCUUUUGUUUUCUUGAACCUUCGGUUCAUGUAGGAGUUGAAGAAGCAAUGAAAUCCAACACCGAGCUUGGGUUCAAAUUGCAGGACUUGCCAAAUGCUGCUCUUGUAGACUUGGACCCUGCAACUGCAAAGUUUGCCAUAGCCAUUGUGGGACCCUUCUUAUCGGCGUUCUCCCUCAUGUUCAUCUUCAGGAUAGUGAUGUCAUGGUACCCCAAUCUCCCCGUCGGGAAGUUCCCUUACGUGAUAGCCUAUGCGCCAACGGAGCCGUUCUUGCGCCCUACGAGGAAAGUGAUACACCCUCUUGGGGGAGUGGAUGUCACGCCCGUGGUCUGGUUUGGGAUGGUCAGCUUCCUCAAUGAGAUUCUAGUUGGCCCCCAAGGGCUGCUUGUCCUCCUCUCUCAACAGCUAAGGUCCUAAGGGGGGUAUGGUUGUAGGACCAUGCUACAGUCACAAGUCAGAAUAGAAGCUUUCUUAUAUAGCCAAGGGAGUAAUUUAGUUUUUCAAAACAGUCCUGUAAAAAAUUAAAACCAAAUAUUUUUGUUCUCUUUAUAUUACCCUCUAUUCUAAAUUACUUUAUCCAUUUCUUAACUAAUUUUUCUUUAUGUACACAUUUCCAUCUAUCCAUCUUAUUGAAUAAUAUAGUCAUUAGGACUGUCAGAAAAAAUCAUACUCUGUAAUAAUAUAGUCAAUUGGUCGUGUUGCUUACUGUGCCUU